CCCAGCAUCAGGCUGGGAGGCAGACGCUGUCAGGGCCUCUUGCUGCCGGGCUGUUGACCUUGAUCCCUUGGUUAAGGUGUUAUCGGCUUGGGCUCCCCACUGCAGUUGCCCUCCUCCCCUCGGCGUUCCUGAGGACUGGGGUCUUUCGGGUCCUGCGUCUGCACAGAUACUUUGAAUCUCCAAAGAGACCCUGCCCGUUCAUUGCUGCUGCUGUCAGUGGCGGGGUGUGGGGGUGGAUUUUGUAUGCCUAUUGGGUGGUGGCUGGGAUCGUUGCGGGAAGGUUCUAGGGGCUCAGGAGUGUGAGUGGCCCAGGCGCCUGCCGUCAGCCUGUCGUCUGUGCUCUGCCUGUUGUGGGCAGGACAGAGUUGGGGGCAGCCGGGGAGGCGGCAUGGUCGUGGUGGGAGCCCAGGACCCCACUGAACCCCGUGUCCAUCUCGCAGCCUGAGCGGUGCAUCCCCGUUCCUGGGCGAGACCAAGCAGGAGACGCUCACCAACAUCUCAGCCGUGAACUAUGACUUUGACGAGGAGUACUUCAGCAACACCAGUGAGCUGGCCAAGGACUUCAUUCGCCGGCUGCUCGUCAAAGAUCCCAAGCGGAGAAUGACCAUUGCCCAGAGCCUGGAACAUUCCUGGAUUAAGGCCAUCCGGCGGCGGAACGUGCGUGGCGAGGACAGCGGCCGCAAGCCCGAGCGGCGGCGCCUGAAGACCACGCGUCUGAAGGAGUACACCAUCAAGUCGCACUCCAGCAUGCCGCCCAACAACAGCUACGCCAACUUCGAGCGCUUCUCCAAGGUGCUGGAGGAGGUGGCGGCGGCCGAGGAGGGCCUGCGCGAGCUGGAGCGCAGCCGGCGGCUCUGCCAUGAGGACGUGGAGGCGCUGGCCGCCAUCUACGAGGAGAAGGAGGCCUGGUACCGCGAGGAGAGCGACAGCCUGGGCCAGGACCUGCGGCGGCUGCGGCAGGAGCUGCUCAAGACCGAGGCACUCAAGCGGCAGGCGCAGGAGGAGGCCAAGGGCGCGCUGCUGGGGACCAGCGGCCUCAAGCGCCGCUUCAGCCGCCUGGAGAACCGCUACGAGGCGCUGGCCAAGCAGGUGGCCUCCGAGAUGCGCUUCGUACAGGACCUGGUGCGCGCCCUGGAGCAGGAGAAGCUGCAGGGCGUGGAGUGCGGCCUGCGCUAGGCGCACUGGGAUGGGCCAGGCCCCAGGACAGCUGAAGCUCGGCCUUCGGUGGGGGCGCUUGCUUGGACGCUGCUCCUCCUGUCCCGUUCCAGCCCUUGUACACCGCCCCCAGGCUGGAGGCGGAGUGGAAAGAGCUGGAGGGCAAGGGUGGGUGUGGGACGGGGCUGCUUCUCUGCACAGCCUCCAAGCCGGCCUUCACCUUCGCUCCUGCAUCAUCAAUGACGCUGGGACCCUCCAGGCAGCGUGGCCUCUGGCGCUGUGAGGGUUGGGACCCAGGAUGGGACUGGCUAUCGAGGCACAGCGGCCGUCCGAAUGCAGCCCUGACCCAGGCCCAGGCCUGGGGGAGGGUUUGUGGGCAGUUUGGUGGGGUGCUGCCCGCUGCUGCCACUGGCCCAGGAGGAGGUCGUGGGACGGGGAGGGUGGGGUGGACGGCGGACAGGCAGUCCCCACGCUUCUGGGUGGCGCCGGGCUUGGUGGGGUCUUCUACCAUGUGACUUCUUUGCCGAGGCCCGUUCCCUGGAUGUGGGGUCCUCUGCUGCGGACUCCUCCGCGAGCCCCGUCGUGGCGCGUCUGCAGGCCUAGACAAGAGCGGCCCUCUGCAGCCAAGAGAAAUAAAACACCGGCUUCCAGAUA
Messenger RNA from Mandrillus leucophaeus (drill), 1809 nucleotides. It is a transcript of the gene DAPK3, whose product is annotated as death-associated protein kinase 3. The coding region runs from base 601 to 1176 and encodes 191 amino acids. NCBI's taxonomy places the organism in Eukaryota, Metazoa, Chordata, Mammalia, Primates, Cercopithecidae. The record is from RefSeq and is a predicted model, not a curated record. The transcript has 3 exons.